UCUUAGUUCAUUUGAAUUUGUUAAUUCUUCUUUCCCUUUCUUGCUUUGUUGUUGGUGGACAUGGAAAGCAAUCAGAUGUUCUUCACAGUUUUUUCAUGGAUAAGUUGCAGAACAAAGCAGGGAUCAAAACAGAGGAAACAAAGAUCUUUAAUGAGGUUCAUGUUGAACCUCAGAAAGGGUUGAAGGAACAAGAUAAGAUUAAAAAGCUGCCGGGACAGCCUCCCGUUAAGUUUUCUCAAUACGGAGGUUAUGUAACUGUAGACAAAUCCGCCGGUCGAGCACUUUACUACUAUUUUGCAGAGGCUGUUAAGUACAAAGAUACAAAACCUCUCCUUCUUUGGCUUAAUGGAGGUCCUGGUUGUUCUUCUCUUGCAUAUGGAGCAAUGGAGGAGCUUGGUCCUUUUCGGGUUUACAGUGAUGGCAAAACACUCUACAAGAAUCCAUAUGCAUGGAAUUCAGUGGCCAAUGUUCUGUUCUUGGAGUCUCCGGCGGGUGUUGGUUUUUCAUAUUCGAACACAACAUCCGAUUACGCAAACAGCGGAGACCAGAGAACUGCGAGCGAUAAUUAUGUGUUCUUGGUUAAUUGGCUAGAAAGGUUUCCAGAGUAUAAGACCAGAGAGUUCUAUAUAUCAGGGGAGAGUUAUGCAGGACAUUAUGUUCCCCAACUUGCACAUCAAAUCCUCCAAGGGAACAAGAAUGCCAAUAGAACUAUCAUCAAUCUCAAAGGAAUAAUGAUUGGAAAUGCAGUAAUUAAUGAUGAAACAGACCAAAAGGGGAUGUAUGAGUAUUUUUGGACCCAUGCUCUCACUUCUGAUGAGGCUUACUAUUUAAUCAAGAAAUACUGUGAUUUCUCCUCAAAUGCAAACUCACAAAGCAGCCAGUGCAUCCAGGGUGCUAAUGAAGCCAAUAUAGAUACCUCUUCCCUUGAUAUCUACAACAUCUAUGGUCCAUUAUGUUUCUCCUCCAAUCUCACAGAUCCACCCAAAAAGGCGUCGGUAAUGAAUUUUGAUCCUUGCAGUGAUAAUUAUGUAUAUGCUUAUUUGAACCAUCCUGAUGUUCAAAAGGCUUUACAUGCCAAUGUUACCAAACUCAGCUUUGAUUGGGAACCUUGCAGUAAUGUAAUCACUGCUUGGAGUGAUAGCCCAUCGACGAUUCUUCCUCUCUUGAAAGAGGCCAUGGCUAAUGGAAUUCGAGUUUGGGUGUACAGUGGUGAUAUAGAUGGAAGGGUUCCAGUGACUUCAACUAGGUCAUCUCUUAAUACGCUUAGACUUCCAGUUAACACUUCAUGGUAUCCUUGGUUUGUAAAUAAUGAGGUUGGAGGGUACACUUUUGCAUACAAGGGGGAUCUAACAUUUGCUACAGUGAGAGGAGCAGGUCAUGAGGUCCCAAGUUUCCAGCCUCUGAGGGCACUUAUACUUAUCCAGCAUUUCCUUAGUGGGAAGAACCUCCCUAAUUCAUGAAACUUGGAGAAGACCAUACAUUGCUAAUUAGUCUUUUUU
Telopea speciosissima is the source of this 1499-nucleotide messenger RNA. Its product is annotated as serine carboxypeptidase-like 40. The coding region runs from base 96 to 1460 and encodes 454 amino acids. Gene Ontology annotation, biological process: proteolysis. The record is from RefSeq and is a predicted model, not a curated record. The transcript is spliced from 8 exons. Gene Ontology annotation, cellular component: vacuole. Gene Ontology annotation, molecular function: serine-type carboxypeptidase activity. Lineage: Eukaryota; Viridiplantae; Streptophyta; Magnoliopsida; Proteales; Proteaceae.